Messenger RNA from Mya arenaria, 551 nucleotides. RefSeq lists its product as uncharacterized. Lineage: Eukaryota; Metazoa; Mollusca; Bivalvia; Myida; Myidae. The transcript has 3 exons. The coding region runs from base 1 to 504 and encodes 167 amino acids. The record is from RefSeq and is a predicted model, not a curated record.
AUGUACAAUAAAGGGUAUACGGGAGGCUCAUAUUGGGCUCAUACUGGAAGCGCAGCAAACUGGAUCUGUUUGACCGAUUCACCGCAGUGGGGCUAUUAUGAAGAAAAUGUGGCCUCGGGGGCAAAGGUGUACGGUGGAGAAUACGAGUUCAGCGACUUCCACCAUAACGGAGGUAGCAAGUACUUCGGACAAAACUUGAACGACGAGGACGCUCCUUGUGCCGUGUGCAAAUCGCCGCGCUCAUCAUCGGUAAUGAUCCCUGGUAGGAAGGAAUGCUUCCCUGGAUGGCCGAAGGAAUACAACGGAUAUUUAGUAGCAGGAGAUUACCAACACCCCUCAGCCUCUGAGUUUAUCUGCUUAGACGAACGUCCGGAAAUGCUUGUAGGGGGCGCUGCGAACAAGGACGGUAAAACCUUCUACCUUGCGGAGGCGGUCUGCGGUUCUCUCCCUUGUCCCCCAUACGUUCAGGGGCGAGAACUCACGUGUGUAGUGUGCAGCAAGUAAAAUGCUCGAUUAUAUUUGAUGAUACGUGUGCUUCGAGUAUAACUUAU